GCCCCUGGUCGCUGAGCCUGCGGAGUUCGUUGCAAACGCUGUCCCUGCACCUCAACAGGCUGGUGUUUGCUGCGCAGCGCCCGUUGCUUCAGAGCAACCUGACUUGGCUCAAGCGCUUCACGUCAUCGCUGGCCCCGCGGGCUGAGCAGAACCAGCCGGGUGAGGGGCCCGCGGAUGGGCCGAGGUUGCAGCUCGACCUGCGGAUCACAUCAUCAGACUGCCUUUUGGAUGUGCCCAGCGAGUCGCUGGGCUCUGCCUGGCCGGUCACCAGCCCUCAAGGGCUGGCAGUGCCCAUGCCGCCCCCCAAGGAUCGCGGCACUGACAGCGACAAGUGGCGAUUGGUCCUUCAUGUCAGCCACGCGGGUGCCGUGCUGCGCGGCUCCGAGGGGCAGGCCCCCUGGCUUCAGUUGAACCUCGCCAUGCUGGGCGCCUAUCUCUCCGACCACCCUGCGAACCUCACACAGUUGGAGCUUCUUGCAGAUGCCACCGAUCCCAACGAGUUUCUGCCGGCAGUCGGCUUUGCCCCCUUCAUGGAGAUGUCCUCCGCCAGCGCCAGCUUCCUGGGACUUCCGCAGGAGGACGCCUCAGCAGAGGCCCAACGAAGGGAG
This is a messenger RNA of Symbiodinium natans, 608 nucleotides long. NCBI's taxonomy places the organism in Eukaryota, Dinophyceae, Suessiales, Symbiodiniaceae. The record is from the annotation of a GenBank genome assembly.